Dracunculus medinensis (Guinea worm) is the source of this 387-nucleotide messenger RNA. Lineage: Eukaryota; Metazoa; Nematoda; Chromadorea; Rhabditida; Dracunculidae. The record is from the annotation of a GenBank genome assembly.
AUGGACAGUGGAACGAUUUCUUCAGGUCUUCUCAAGAUGAAGUUUAUGCAGAAAACGAAGAAACGGCUCGAUGAGAAAGAAAAGAGGAAGCAAGAUAAAGAAUUGCAGAAUAAUUAUGUUGGUGAAACUUCGAAUGGCCAUCGCAAGAAAAUUCAACGAAAGCUAGUUUUUGAAAACAGUUGUGAUGUUCUUCAAGAUUUAGUUUUCGGACGAAUGUCAUUCAGAGGUUUCAAUCCUGAAGUUGAGAAAUUGAUGAUGUAUUAUAAAAAUAUAAGGGAUGGCGAAGAACCGGAUGAUUUUAAUAUCAAAGAUAUACCUGAUGUAGAAAUGGCUGAAUUGUAUCUUUUAAUUUUAUUGCAUCUAGAUUCAAAAUUGUCUGAAAUUUGA